Messenger RNA from Aspergillus affinis, 630 nucleotides. Its product is annotated as SDR family NAD(P)-dependent oxidoreductase. The transcript is spliced from 3 exons. The record is from RefSeq and is a predicted model, not a curated record. The coding region runs from base 1 to 630 and encodes 209 amino acids. Lineage: Eukaryota; Fungi; Ascomycota; Eurotiomycetes; Eurotiales; Aspergillaceae.
AUGGACUAUGAUAUAACACGCUGGCUCCCAACUGGAAUUGCUGCCAUUCGGCACCCGGUGGCUAUGAUGUCCUCACACUUUCAAUUCCUUUCACGCAGUCAGGCCGACGAGGCUGUGGCUCAGGUGCAAGGCAUUGGGGUCGACGCCAUCGCAGUGGAAGCCAGAGGAGCCGAUCCGGCGGCGCCGGCGACGGUGGUGAGCGCCGCGGUGGCUCGAUGGCGGCACAUCGAUAUUAUAGUCAACAAUGCGGGCACCUGGGAGGAUUACAACUUCAAGGAUAUGACGUACGAGCCCUGGGAGCGGCAGUUGCACGCCAACACUACAUGCCGGUUGCCUGGCCUACGUGGGAUGCAAGGGGCCAUUGCGCUAGCACGAGAGCUCGGCCACAAAUACAACGCCACCCUGAAUUGCAUUAGCCCGGGUCCCAUUGGCACUGAGCUCUGGGCACAAAGUACUCAGGAUCCCGAAAUGUCAAAAGCGUGGCAGUCGAGCAUUCAAAGCACCCCUGCUGCCCCUCAAGUCGGUGAAGUUGACGAUAUCGCGCAGAUCGUGGCUUUUCUUUCGGAGGAGAGCAGUCGAUGGGUCACCGGCAUGGUUGUGAGCGCCAACGGGGGUUUGAUGUUCGACUAA